Messenger RNA from Biomphalaria glabrata, 1758 nucleotides. Its product is annotated as histone deacetylase 11-like. The transcript has 12 exons. Gene Ontology annotation, molecular function: histone deacetylase activity. NCBI's taxonomy places the organism in Eukaryota, Metazoa, Mollusca, Gastropoda, Planorbidae. The record is from RefSeq and is a predicted model, not a curated record. The coding region runs from base 266 to 1570 and encodes 434 amino acids.
CAAUAAAAUUCUAUUAUCCUCGAUUCUAGAUCUCUAUGAAUUGAAUGAUCAUACUUAUGAUACUAGAUAUCUAAUACUAAUCAAUCUCUCUGUCAUCAUAGUAAAGUAUAGAAUCUAUAAUAGAUCAACAAGAUCUAGACCUAGAGUGUAGAUUUGAAUUACCAAAUAAAAAUGUCAUGUACAUGAUCAAGAUAUCAGGUCCUGUACACAAUAUUCUAGACAAAUUAAUUCGAAUGAACUCCCAAGAGACUUUUUAAACUUAGAAAUGGAGCCUGAUCUCAACACACAGACUGUAGAAGAAAGCUUAACUAAAUCAAAGAGGAGCUGCCAGCAGUAUGAAGUAGUGGUCAAACCCACACAAUGGUCAAUUAUUUACAGCUCAGAAUAUAAUAUUGGAUUUUGUGGAUUAGAAAAACUUCAUCCAUUUGAUUCAGGGAAAUGGGGAAAAAUAUUUGAAUUUCUUAAAGUGGCUGGCAUGCUACGAGAAGAUACAGUUGUAGAACCAAUGGAAGCCACAGAAGAAGAUUUACUUCUAGUGCACUCCAAUAAAUAUUUACGUAGUCUAAAGCUGGCUAAUAUUGUGGAGGGGAUGAAUGAGUGGAGUAUUAAUGUUGCUGGAAUAACUGAAGUCCCACCUGUUGCUCUGUUGCCAAAUUUUAUUGUUCAGAAAAAAGUUCUUAGACCAUUUCGGUUCCAAACAAGUGGAACUAUUAUGGGAGGUAAAUUGGCAAUAGAAAGAGGCUGGGCCAUAAAUAUUGGUGGAGGAUUUCACCACUGUUCAGCCAACAGAGGUGGAGGAUUUUGUGCUUAUGCAGACAUCACUCUGUCAAUACAGUAUGCCUUUCAAAUCUUCAAUAUUUCUAAAGCAAUGAUCAUAGAUCUAGAUGCUCACCAGGGUAAUGGCCAUGAGAGAGAUUUUAUGGACGAUAACAAAGUCUAUAUCUUAGACAUCUUCAAUAGAGACAUAUACCCUCAUGAUGGUUUUGCAAAGCGGGCCAUUAAAAGAAAAGUUGAAAUUGGUUGCUUCACUGACAAUGAGAAAUAUUUAAAGUUGGUGGAAAGGCAUGUGGAGGGCGCAUUGAAUGAAUUCACACCAGAUUUAGUUGUUUACAACGCUGGCACAGAUAUAUUGGAGGGUGAUCCACUUGGACUACUGUCUAUAACUGCAGAGGGUAUCAUUCAACGAGAUGAGAUUGUGUUUACCAAGUGCCGCUCAAGGAAUAUUCCCAUUGUCAUGGUAACCAGUGGUGGAUAUCUGAGAGAAACUGCUAGGAUUGUAGCCAACUCCAUUCUAAACUUAAGACACAAAAGUUUAAUUUCUUGUACAGAAGCAGAGCAAGCUGGCCUGAUAGAACCAGAUGUGCUGCCUCAGACCUCAUUGCCAAGGAGUUUUAGUGAUGGAGGAUUAUUUGCUCGAUUCAAACGAAGCUGUUUAUCUCGAUCAUCUAACUCAUUUCAAAACAUUACAGACCUCAGUCCAUCCAGACCCAUGAGUGACCAGCAGCUGUCAAACUCAGACAAUAUAACCUGUUCUGAUAUGGGGUUCACUAUGGAUGACAACAGAUUCUGACCCCUCAACUGACUGGAGCCCCAAUACAGCUACAACAAGACCACUAAAUUGACUGGAGCACCAAUACAGCUACAACAAGACCACUAAAUUGACUGGAGCACCAAUACAGCUACAACAAGACCACUAAAUUGACUGGAGCACCAACACAGCUACAACAAGACCACUAACCAAUACUGCUACAACAAGAC